AUGUCGUCCUUUUUAUCAGAUACACCCCUUGCUUACGCCCUUCGGUGGCUUGGAGCAAGAACGCUGUUUAGCUUUCCCGAGGAGCGCGAUAACUUUGAUUUGGCAACCGCUGGUGAAGGAUGGAAGAGAGUGUCUAUUGUGCAAGUCCAGAAAGUGCUCAAUGGAUUCGACGAAAUACAUGAUUCGCCCCCAGUCGUAAGCCCAGAAACCCCCGGCCUCGAAGGCUCAGUCAAACCCACGGAACAAGAUGAGCUUCCCCAAUUACCCAUAGAGACACAAUCUACGCAGCACGGCCUAUCAGGCCAACCGGACCUGGAGAGCGCGAGAGCUCAUCUAUGUAUGAACGAGCCAGAAGGCAAAUAUGUCAUGGUUGAUUGGUACGGUGCCACUGAUCCGGCAAACCCUCUGAAUUGGCCCAAGCGCAAAAAGUUUGUUGUUUAUUUUAUUAUCCUCUAUAUCUCGGUUGCUGUUUAUAUGUCCGGCUCGAUCUAUUCAGCGGCACAAAGUGAGGUUGAAGAGGUCUUUGGCGUAUCUGCGACGGUCUCAAGUCUUGGACUCGGGCUUUACGUGUUGGGUUACGGUGUUGGGCCGAUGUUCUGGUCACCUCUGUCUGAGAUCCCAGCUGUUGGACGUAAUAUUCCUUAUCUUGCAUCGUUGACCCUCUUUGUCCUGGUUUCAAUUCCAACAGCACUGGCAGCCAAUAUUGCAUCCUUAUUAGUGCUUCGGUUUCUUCAGGGAUUCUUUGGAUCACCAGUCCUUACCACAGGCGGCGCGUCGCUGGGUGAUGUUAGCAGCGCGUAUGGCAAGCCUUAUGCCUUCUACAGCUUGGCAUUGUUUUCUUUAGGGGGGCCUGCCUUGGGGAACACCAUAGCUGGUUACAGCAUUCCUGUUUUGGGAUGGAGAUGGAGCUUGUGGGAGGUCCUUCUAGCCAAUGGCCCCGGACUGGUCCUGCUCGUUUUUUUACCGGAGACGUCCGCAACCAAUAUUCUGUAUCGUCGCACCCUAAGAAUCCGAACAUUGUCACAGAAGGAGAUCUAUAAAUUCGAGCCCGAAAUGGAAGCGAAUAACACCACUGUGCUGAAUAGACUGCACCACGCCCUGAUCGUCCCCUGGAAGCUGAACAUACUCGAUCCAUCCAUUGCAUUUACAAGUAUAUACUGUGGUCUCGUAUAUGCUAUUUUCUACUCUUUCUUUGAGUUCUUCCCUCUAGUGUACGGUAACAUAUACAAUAUGACAUUAGGGGAGGUGGGAUUGAUUUUUCUAUCCGUCAUCAUCGCAGUCGGAUUGGCCGGUAUGCCAUACUGCGCCUUUGUCCAUUUCAUCGUCAAUAAAUCAAUCAAAAACGACAAUCCGAUGACACCUGAAGGACGGCUACUUCCAUCGCUAUUUGCGUCGGUGCUAAUCCCUGCCGGAACCCUAAUAUUUGCGUGGACAUCAAGACCCGACAUCCAUUGGAUCGUACCAACUAUAGGCACGAUGCUCGUUUCAGGCAGUGUUGUUAUGAUUAUUCAGUCAGUGUUUGUCUAUAUAACUCUGGCCUAUCCCAGGUACACUGCUUCCUUGUUCAGUGGGAACGGACUGAUCAGAUCUUCAGUCGCAUUUGCGGGUGUUCUUUGGUCUCAUCCGUUGUAUGAUGCGCUUGGCGUGAACUGGGGAAUGACUUUGAUGAGCGGUUGCUGUGCGAUAUGUAUUAUUGGCAUUUAUGUGCUGUAUUUCUUUGGACAUAAGUUGAGGGCAAGGAGCAAAUUCACUGAGUAG
This is a messenger RNA of Aspergillus caelatus, 1758 nucleotides long. Its product is annotated as MFS transporter. The record is from RefSeq and is a predicted model, not a curated record. Gene Ontology annotation, biological process: xenobiotic detoxification by transmembrane export across the plasma membrane. The transcript has 2 exons. The coding region runs from base 1 to 1758 and encodes 585 amino acids. Gene Ontology annotation, molecular function: fluconazole transmembrane transporter activity. NCBI's taxonomy places the organism in Eukaryota, Fungi, Ascomycota, Eurotiomycetes, Eurotiales, Aspergillaceae.